CGGCUUUCAGGCAAAGAGGAGGUUCUGAGACGAAUAGAGUGUGAAUUGCACUGAUGGAAAAGCUCUUUACAAAAAUAGGAUCUCCAUCAUACUUACCGACACCGGCCGAGGUGCUUGACGGCGUGCGAUGGCUGCGCGAGAACCCGGCGAUCGCCGCCGGUGUAGUGGUGGGGAUUACCAGCUACUCAGUAGCCAAGUACUAUGAGUACGGCGAGGAUAGUGACGGAGAGAACGACGAAGACAACCCAGCUAAUGGCCAAGUAAUACAGGAUGAGAUUGCAAGGUCCGUGACUGCGCUGCACCUCGGACUGCUCAAGAUCGACACGAAGAAGGACCUUCGACAUAGCGCCGCCGACAGCUCCGCCAGUACAGAGUCGUCUAUCGGUAGCUCAGGUGGACUCCGCUCGCGCGCCAGCUCCAUCUUCGACAAGGCCCAUCACGAGGACAUGCAAUUUCAAGAGCAUACCGGCGAGCAAGUCUGGUCCUGUUUGCACGAAGGAAAAUGUCCACCAGGAGAAGAGUGCAACGACCCCGCGUGGGGCUGGUUUGCACCUGCCAGCAAUUCAUCUUCAACUCGUUAAUUGAUCACAAGACCAAGCAAAACAAUAUUUAUGCAUUCACUU
Phytophthora infestans T30-4 is the source of this 623-nucleotide messenger RNA. RefSeq lists its product as uncharacterized. The transcript is spliced from 2 exons. The record is from RefSeq and is a predicted model, not a curated record. The coding region runs from base 54 to 581 and encodes 175 amino acids. NCBI's taxonomy places the organism in Eukaryota, Oomycota, Peronosporomycetes, Peronosporales, Peronosporaceae.